ACUACUUCCCCAACUCCCUAUGAAGGGUUCAUAAAGAUUUUACAAAAAAAUCGUCCGGAAACCAUAUCAUCAAACUUCUUUUAAGUCCCACAAGGACCACCCAAAAAUAAUGACCUCUUUCUCAAAAAAAAAUAAAAAUGAAAUGGAUAAUGUGGUUUUAAUCAGAGGUUCAAAAGUUCUUCCAUUGCAUCCCUCUCAGUUACUAAUCUUUAGCUCUCCACACUUAUCUUCCUAACCUUAACUUGUGCAAAUUUCAAAGAAAAUGAUCCAUGUAAAAUCUAUUCAUUCCUCUUUAACACCUACACAACAAGCUUCUUUUAAUAGAACAAGUUGUUUUAGGAGGAAAAAAACCUUCAUUUCCUUAUGCAAGUACUCAAGAAAUUCAGAUUCAGAUGGUAAAGGAGAUACGCGUAAACAAGAAUUGCUUGCCACAAUUGUUCAGCUUCAAACACAGAAAGUUCGUCUAACCGAAUACUUAGAUGAAAGAUCUGCAUAUCUAACACAGUUUGCUGAAGAAGCCAAUACUGAAAUGGAACAGAUUGGUGAAAAUGCCCUCAAAGAGCUAGAUGAAGCUGGUGCAAGGAUAAUGGGGAAUAUAGAGAACCAAAUGCAAGCUUUUGAAGAAUCAGUGGGGUUGAACAAACAAGAGAUAGAAGAGAAUGAAAAGAAGUUAACAGAAUUUGAAGGCAAAAUGGAGGAGGAAAGAAAUGAAUGGCUUUUCUUUAAGAGCUUAAGGCAAAGACGAACCGUGGCCGUGGACAAAGCAAAAGCCAAGGAGGAGAUGGAGAAGAUUAAGCAACUUAGUAGAGAAAAUGCUGGAUCGACGACUAGAAGGACUGUUUACCUUGCAUUUAUAGGCCUUGUAGUAGUUGGAAUUGCAGAUGUUUUCAUCUCUUCGUCCUCUGACUGGAGAAAAGGUGCAGUUCUUGGGAUUAUUUUGGUGUGUUUGCUUUCUCAAGUCAUCUAUGAGCAGAGUGUAUUAUCAGAAACAGAAUUGGAGGGAAAACAGAAAUCCAAAGAAAACAAAAAGUAAAACAACUAGUAUUGUAGCAUGAGUUAUAACCUCAAAUAUAAUUUUAUUACUCAAGGCUGAUAUAUCGAUGAUUAGGUCGUCUAGAUCACGGAUACUUUCUGGUUUUCCGAAUUAUUGCAGUUGUUAAAGGAAAUUCAAAGACGAACAGUACAUUUACUACUA
Solanum tuberosum (potato) is the source of this 1195-nucleotide messenger RNA. RefSeq lists its product as uncharacterized. Lineage: Eukaryota; Viridiplantae; Streptophyta; Magnoliopsida; Solanales; Solanaceae. The record is from RefSeq and is a predicted model, not a curated record. Gene Ontology annotation, cellular component: chloroplast. The transcript has 2 exons. Bases 263 to 1033 code for a protein of 256 amino acids.